GUCUUGGCACACGGAGAUCUGAGACAUUGCCAGAGAGUUUGGCGGGGCGCAGUGUUUGUAGCGGCACUGCAUGCGUAAAUCACUGUUGUUUAAUAUCAUGGGCGGGAGCUUCUCUUCUCCCAUGAUCCACAGACUCAGUUCUUCAGCUCUGGAAAACACUGCUGAGAACAAGCAAAACGAUGAGGCUUUUCCACACUACAGCUCUUGUCAUAUCAUUUGCUCUGCACACACUGGCACAAUUGCCCAAUCACAAUGACAUGUGUGCGGAGGGCAGCUGUUACCCUGCGACCGGUGAUCUGCUGAUAGGAAGAGCACAUCGACUCACAGCCUCCUCUACCUGUGGAUUGAAUGGUCCAGAGCAAUUCUGCAUCGUCAGCCAUUUAGAGGAAAAUAUGUGCUUUAAAUGCGAUUCCCGACGGUUGUACAGUGAAUUCACCCACCCCUACAGCCACACCAUUGAGAACGUGGUGACAACCUUCACUCCCAACCGCCUCAAAACAUGGUGGCAGUCUGAGAACGGAGUUGAAAAUGUGACCAUUCAGCUGGAUUUGGAGGCUGAAUUCCACUUCACACACCUCAUCAUGACCUUUAAGACAUUUCGUCCUGCAGCCAUGCUGAUUGAGCGAUCAGCAGAUUUUGGGAGGACCUGGCAGGUGUACCGUUACUACGCUUUCAACUGCGAUGAAUCCUAUCCACAAGUUCCAAAAGGGCCAAUCAAAAAAGUGGAUGAUGUCAUUUGUGAUAGUCGCUAUUCUGGCAUGGAACCAUCAACAGAAGGAGAAGUCAUUUUUAGGGCACUUGAUCCUGCAUUUAAGAUACCAGACCCUUAUAGUCCUCAUAUUCAGAACCUACUGAAGAUCACAAAUCUGCGCAUAGCGAUGGAAAAGUUGCACACACUUGGUGAUAUGUCUGACCGAGAAGAAGUGAGACAGAAAUACUUUUAUGCUGUUUAUGACAUGGUCAUCCGUGGCAACUGUUUCUGCUAUGGCCAUGCUUCCAAAUGUGCUCCUAUUGGCAACGAGGCAGGCGUUGAAGGAAUGGUUCAUGGUCACUGCAUGUGUAAUCACCACACUACUGGACUGAACUGUGAAGAGUGUGAGGACUUUUACCAAGAUCAGCCCUGGAGACCAGCAGUAGGCCGAGAGACAAACGCUUGCAAGAAAUGUGAGUGUAACCGUCACUCAGGCUUCUGUCACUUUGACAUGGCGGUGUAUCUGUCAUCGGGAAACCGCAGUGGAGGAGUUUGUGAUGACUGUCAGCACAACACACAGGGCCAAUGGUGUGAGAACUGCAAACCUUUCUACUACAAGCACCCUCAAAGGGAUAUCAGAGACCCCAGGAUUUGCGAGCCUUGUGACUGUGACCCGCGAGGUUCUCUGAAUGAAGGCUUGUGUGACAGCGCUACAAAUGUUAUGAGAGACAUGAUUGCGGGACAGUGUCGCUGCAAAGCUAACGUGGAGGGACAACGUUGUGACCACUGUAAAAAGGGACACUAUGGCCUCAGCGAUGACCCGUUAGGCUGUCAGUCAUGCAGAUGUAAUCCUCUAGGCACACUCCCAGGAGGAACUCCUUGUGAUAUACAGACAGGAAGCUGUUACUGCAAACGUCUUGUGACUGCACGAAAUUGUGACCAGUGUCUGCCUCAGCACUGGGGUCUCAGUAAUGAUAUGGACGGCUGCAGACCAUGUGACUGUGAUGUGGGCGGGGCUUUGAACAAUAAUUGCUCCCAGGAGACAGGGCAGUGCGCUUGUAAGGAGCACAUGUUUGGUCGGCGUUGUGACCAGUUGCAAUCCGGGUACUACUUCGCAGCCCUAGACCACUACAUUUAUGAAGCUGAAUAUGCUUCCUUCGGACCGGCAGUAAAAGUGGUUCAAAGACCGUUACCUCAGGAUCGUAAACCUACCUGGACGGGUACAGGCUUUGUGAAUGUACCAGAGGGGGAAACGCUGACAUUCAACAUUAAUAAUUUCCCAAGAUCUAUGGAAUACAACUUAAUGAUACGCUAUGAACCACUGUUGCCAGAUGAAUGGGAGCAGGUUAUAGUAAAGUUGGAGCAGCCCAGAGACGUUGAUCAGUCAACACACUGCACUUCUACAUAUGAUGAUGAACAGAUGGUCUCACUGCACCCUGGAUCAAGAUAUGUUGUUGUGCCUAAUCCAAUGUGUCUGGAAAAGGGUCAAAACUACACCCUUAAAAUUAGCUUCCCACAGUACUCUUCAUACAGCUAUCACUCCUCUCCUCGCACACUUGUCGAUUCACUAGUGCUUCUGCCAGAGGUGCAAGACCUGGAUCUUUUUUGUGGAGGAGACCAUCAGCAGAAGAACUGGGAGAUGUUCCAGAAAUACAGAUGUUUGGAACGGAGCCAAAGUGUUAUUAAAAUCCCUUUAACGGAUAUUUGCAAAGACUACAUCUUCAGUGUGUCAGCUCUUCUGCACAACAGAGCUCUUGAGUGUAAGUGUGACCCACAAGGGUCUCUGAGCACGGUGUGUGAUCCUAUCGGUGGGCAGUGUCAGUGUCGACCCAAUGUUUCAGGAAAGAACUGUGAUGCCUGUGCCCCAGCCACCUACCUGUUCGGACCCUCAGGAUGUAGACCAUGUGACUGUAAUCCGCUUGGCUCUCAGAACCUUUUCUGCCACCCCAGUACUGGCCAGUGUUUGUGUGUGCCUGGAGCAUUUGGGCAGCAAUGUGGCAACUGUAAACCCAACCAUUGGGGCUACCCUACUUGCAAGCACUGCUCCUGUAAUGGGAACAGUGAACAGUGUCACCCUCUUACAGGCGAAUGUCUGAACUGCAGGGGUCACACCUCAGGCCACAACUGCGAGAGAUGUGAAAGUGGUUAUCAUCGUAGCACAUUGUUGGGCUCCAGAGAUCAAUGCAGGCCUUGUAUGUGUCCUAAUGGACCUGGAAGUGGUAUGCAGUUUUCUGAGAGCUGUUACCAAAAUCCCAACACCCUUCAAAUGGUCUGCAUCUGCAACGCAGGCUACAAGGGACCUAAGUGUGAGGAAUGUGCCUCUGGUUACUAUGGCAACACUCGGGUACCAGGGGGACGGUGCCACCUAUGUCAAUGUAAUGGAAAUAUUAAUAUGCAGGACCCUGAAUCAUGCAACGCACGCACUGGUUCCUGUCUCAAAUGCCUGUUUCACACUGAUGGCACUGAGUGCCAAUACUGUAGUCGUGGCUACUAUGGAGACGCCCGUUCACAGAACUGUAGGAGAUGCAUGUGCCAUCUUGUGGGUAGUUCCAGACAAAGCUGUGUUGAUGGCCUGUGUGAGUGUGACCGGAUAAGCGGACAGUGCCCAUGUCUGCCAGGUGUGGAGGGUCAGCUCUGUGACCGCUGCGCCCCAAAUACAUGGAACAUCAAUAGUGGGAGAGGAUGCCAGCCUUGCCAGUGCCACCCUGAACACUCCUACAGUUCCUCCUGUGACUUGCUGUCAGGUCAGUGUUCCUGUAAGCCUGGUUUUGGAGGCAGGACAUGUGAGGAGUGCAGGGAACUGUUUUGGGGAGAUCCUGAAGUCCAAUGCCAUGCAUGUGACUGUGACCCAAGAGGCAUUGCCACUCAGCAGUGUAAUAAGACAUCAGGUGACUGCGUUUGCACAGAGGGCGUGGCUGGUCGCAGGUGUGACACGUGUGGACGGGGCUUUGUGGGCACCUUUCCAGAUUGUGAGGCGUGUCAUCACUGUUUCCGUGACUGGGACAUUAAUGUGGGAGAGCUGACCAAUCACACACAGAGGCUGGUGGAUACGGUGGAGGAAAUGAAGGAUUCGGGGGUGGCGACGCCAUAUAAAGACAUCAUAAAGAAUCUGGACGAUGAAAGUAAGCAACUCCGAGAGAUACUGGAGGAUGACAAAGUUCAGCAAACUUUGACUCACACGCAGAGGAUGAUGAAGAAAGCUAGUGAGACAGCAUCACUUCUGAGAAAGUCUAUGGACCGAUCUGAAACAGACUUGAACAUGGUAUCAACUGACCAUCACCGGGCAAUUGAGGACCUAAAAAGUCUGACCAAGGAGGCCCAAAACCUACAAGAAAUCACCUCUGAUAAACAGCAGCAGGUUUUGAACAUUAAACAUUCAGACCCCAGAGGUGCGGUGGACAGCAUCGGAGACUAUUAUAGGGAAUCAGCUGAAGCAGAUUUCCGUGCCAGUCAAGCCAUCUCUGAACCAGUCAAACAGUCUGCCCUGCUACGGAAAGAUGCAGAGGCCAAACUAGAAAGAACUGAGAACGAAUUUAACCUGAAACAUCAGCUGUACAUGCAGAGGUUGAGCAAAAUUGAAAUUGAACUGAACUCGACAGACCUUUCACGAUUAAGUCGUCAGGUGUGUGGAGGGGCUGCAGGUGUGGAAGGAUGUGGGGACUGUGGUGGUCUGGGCUGUAAGCAUGAGGAUGGCGUGUUCCAUUGUGGUGGGGAAGGAUGUGAGACUAUUGUGGCCAGAUCUCAAGAGUCCUUGAAUAAAGCCAAAAACUUAGACCAGGAGGUCUUGCACACUCUAAAAGAAGUAGACAAGUUAAACAGGAUGGUGUCAGAUGCUCGAGAACGUGCAGAUGAGGCUAAAUUCAGCGCUCAGGAUGUGUUACUUAGAGCCAAUCAGAGCAAAGCACGAGUGGAACAGACCAAUGAGGAUCUCAGAAACCUCAUUCAGCAGAUACGAGACUUCCUCACAAACGAAACCGAUCCAAAGCGUAUAGAGGAAGUGGCUAAUGAGGUAAUGAAACUAAGUCUACCAGUGUCGUCCGGGGCACUAAAAAACAUGACCACAGAAAUCCGCAAACAUGUGGCCAGACUGACCAAUGUGGAGGAUAUUCUUGCCCAGACGGCAGAAAAAACCCGCACCGCAGAGAGACUCCUGCAACAAGCAAAGGCUGCCAAUAAGAGAGCAACAGCGCUAAAACACACCUCUGACGAGGUGAAGAAAACUCUCGAGGACACAGUGCGCGCUCAAACGGCUGCCAAUGAAAAAAUUAAGGCAGCUGAGCGUGACAUGAACCAAACAAAUCAGCAAAUCACUUCUGUACAAUCAAAAACUGAAUUGACUGAGUUCAAACUGAGCAGCAGCACAGGCAGAGUGUUGAAUCUAGAGAGAGACGUUGAUGAUCUCCAAAGGAAAACUGCAGAAACGUCCCGCAGUGCAGAUCAGACUCAGAGACAAGCUGAGGACACCACUGCAGAGCUGGAGCCCACUGCACGGGAUUUGGAUACACUCGUGCUACCCAAGUAUCAGCUGGCCAGUGGCCUGAUAGAUCAAAAAGCAGCAGGUGUGUUUGAUGCACGUCAAAAGGCCGAGCAACUACAACAGGAGGCAAAAGGAUCUAUAAUAGACGCCACCAACAAGCUACAGAGACUAAGAGAGCUGGAAAGAUCAUUUGCAGCAAAUCAGCACAUUCUGAUGGGGAAAUCUCAAGAGCUAGAAGGGCUGGAGAAUGAAGCCAGAGAUGUGCUGCAAGAGCUCAGUCAGAAGAUCAACAUCUACAGCACCUGCGCUUAACCGUUUCCACCAAAACUAAUAAAUAAUGCUGUCCGAUUGUUGUGUCUAAUGUCAAUUGUCACAGUUUGUAGGUCCCAAUACUCCAAAAGUGAACAACAAAUGUUACUAAUAUAGUGUCUGUAAUACUAUUAAAAAACAUGAUGGUAUUGUUUAAAUGCAUGACUUACGUCAGAUUGUGAUUCAAAUUUUAAAAUAUUGGUGUCUGGGAUGCAUGCAGAAUUACGUUAUAAUUUUAUAAAGUUUUCUUAAUUCUAAUUUCUUAAUUGUAAUGAGGAGAGGCUUGGACCCGAUACAGUAUUUGAUACACCAUAACAUACCCAGUGUAUAAACUAACUCUAAAUCACAAAGUGCCUGAAAAGUGAAGCCAAAACAAUUUGGUCACUUCCUGGUUGUUGGCUGCAGUACAGGUCAUAAACCCCAUAGAUUGAGAUGUAAACCAAAAACUUUAAUGAACUAAUAAAAACAAAUGACUAAUUAUUGCUGCAAACUCUGGCUCCAAAUAACAAUCAUUAAUUCAAACUGCCAUUUUGAGACAUUUUCGCUUCACUUUUCUAAAGUAGUACCAUCUUUUUUGCUAUAAUCAGUGGGAACAAUGUGUAAUGUAAUUGUGUAUUGUGAUCUUACUAACUGACCAAAUGGUAAAACAGUGUAAAAUUUUACCAUGAUCCCCUUAAUAUAUGUAUUCUUGCCCUUUCUUAACUAUAAAAAGCUUACAUGA
Molecule: messenger RNA, 6198 nt
Organism: Danio aesculapii
Lineage: Eukaryota; Metazoa; Chordata; Actinopteri; Cypriniformes; Danionidae
Gene: lamb1b
Product: laminin, beta 1b
Exons: 33
Coding region: 180-5480 (1766 amino acids)
Biological process (GO): axon guidance
Cellular component (GO): basement membrane
Source: RefSeq, a predicted model, not a curated record